Rhodotorula graminis WP1 is the source of this 1931-nucleotide messenger RNA. RefSeq lists its product as uncharacterized. The transcript has 12 exons. Gene Ontology annotation, cellular component: cytoplasm. NCBI's taxonomy places the organism in Eukaryota, Fungi, Basidiomycota, Microbotryomycetes, Sporidiobolales, Sporidiobolaceae. Gene Ontology annotation, biological process: signal transduction; regulation of GTPase activity. The record is from RefSeq and is a predicted model, not a curated record. Bases 259 to 1902 code for a protein of 547 amino acids.
GGCGCCGGGCCCGCCCGCGCAAGGUCGCACCUUGGGCCUGGUACCCUCCACAAGAACCCGUCGUCGUCGUCCCUGUCGGGCACGUCGUCGGCCUACUCGUACGAGGCGGCGUCCCCCUCGCCCGGCCUGCCGCCCGGCGUCGGCCCCUCACCCGACCCGAGCACGUCGUCCGGCCUCGACGCCUCGGUGCAGGAGGACGUCGUCCCGACGGGCUUCGACGAGGGCGUCCUGAGGGCUCUGUGCGACAGCGACUGCGGCAUGCCGUUGCUCCUCGAGCGCAUGAAGCAGAGCAUGGCGUCAUGUCGAGAAGCGUCUACGUUCCUCAAGAAGCGGGCGCAGAUCGAGGAGGACUACGCGCGCUCGAUGGCCAAGCUCGCCCGGUCGAGCAUCGAGAACUACCAGGUCGGCGACGGCAAGGCCGGCUCGUACGUCACGUCCUGGCUGUCGCUCCUGCGCACGCACGAGGUCCUCGGCGACAACCGCAUCAAGUUCGCCUCGCAGCUGAGCGACAUGGCCGACGAGCUCGCCGUUCUCGGCAAGGAGGUCGACAAGAGCCGCAAGGCGACCAAGGACCUCGGCGCCCGACUCGAUAAGGGCCUUCAAGAGCAAGAAGGGCUCGUCGACAAGGCCCGUACUCGCUUUGACGCCGCCGCAGAAGAGCUCGAGCGCCUGCUCGUCCUCAAGCAGGGCGAGUCGAUCACGCCCUCGUCGGUCCCGCACGCCGGCGCGUCGGGCGCCAACCCGUCCAAGGGCCGGUCGUUCGGCAAGGCCAUGAGCAAGCUCAAGGGCCCCAAGAACCCGGCCCAGUUCGCCAAGCAGGAGGAGGACGUGCGCUCGCGCAUGGGCCAGAGCAGCGACUCGUACCGGGCGCAGGUCGCCGGGGCGCAGAGCGUCCGCCACGAGUACUUCAACCUCCAGCUCCCGCGUAUCUUGCGUGCCCUCAAGGAGAGCGUCGACGAGCUGGAUCUCGGGACGCAGUACCACCUUUCGCGCUACGCCUACCUGUUCGAGGCGCUCCUCGUCACCGACGGCCUCACUGUGUCGCCCGUCUCGCCAGAAGAUGGUCCGGGCGUCAAGGGCGUCGUCGACUCGAUCGACAUUCGCGAGGACUUCAAGACGUUCAUGCAGCAGUUCUCGCUCAACUGGCAGAUGUCGGGUCAGCGUGGUCCUCGGCGAGAAGGUCCGGCCGACGAGGGCUUUAGCGGCACCCUCCAGUCGUUCGCGUCCGUCGCGCCGCCAGCCGCACCGACUCGACCGACGUUCGGCGUCGACCUCGGCGAGCAGAUGGCUCGCGACAACGUCGACGUGCCGCGCAUCCUCGAGAAGUGCGCCGAGGCGAUCGAGGCGCAUGGGCUCGACUCGAUGGGCAUCUACCGCCUGAGCGGGACGACGAGCAGGGUGCAGAGGCUCAAGGCUGCGCUGGAUCGCGACCUCGAGGGCACGGACCUGCUCUCGGAGGAGCACCUGUCCGACAUCAACGACAUCGCCGCCGUCCUCAAGCUGUGGUUCCGAGAACUGCCCGAGCCUCUGCUCACGUGGGAGCUGUACCAUCAGUUCAUCGAGGUCGCGAAGAUCGAGAACGACCGACUGCGGCACAUCCGGCUCCACGAGCGCGUCAACGACCUGCCCGACCCCAACUAUGCGACGCUCAAGUUCCUCAUGGGCCACCUGCACCGGAUCGCGCAGCACGAGUCGGUCAACCAGAUGAGCGUGUCCAACCUCGCCAUCGUGUUUGGGCCCAACCUCCUCGGCGCGCCACCGCCGCACCUCGCGCCGCAGUACGCCUCGUCGGGCUCGCAGCCGCCCGCCCCGCAGCAGGGCGGGGGGCUCGCCGACAUGCAGUGGCAGUGCAAGGCGGUCGAGACGAUCCUGUCGCACUUUCAGGAGAUCUUUGUCGAGUAGCGCCCCUUUGCAACUCGCUUCUCGCCUCG